AGAGCAAAAUUUUCCCUAAAUGUGAUUCUACCGCGAGAAAUGGUUAAGUACUCUAGCCUACCUGUUUACAUAAAGUCGCGAUUAUGAUUUUUUACAUUUGAAUAACAGUUUGAAUUUUCAGAAAAAUGCAAUGUCUUAUCGCGCAGGUAGUAAAUCUUGCAUUUGAAAUGUCCAUUUAUAAAUUUUUACAUCUGUGUUUCAUUGGAAAAUCUGUUUCUGUAUGUAAAUUGUAAAGUGUGUUUAGAAAUUUUAUUUGAGCAUAGUUUACACAGUAGUUCUCAAGUUUCCGUCGUGUGCAGAAGUAAAAUACCUUAGAAAAUGGCACCCAGAGAUAAAGUCGAGUAUGUUUUAUUGCGUUUAACGUUUUUGCCUUUCAUUGAUCCAUUAUAUCCACAAAUGUCAAUUAACCGCAGGAAGCAUUCUCCAAGUACAUCAAUAACCCAAGUGCGAGAUUGGUUCGAUCGUGUAAUGUCUUAUGAAAAAUCGAAGCUACCAGUCAACACACACCUACGAUAUACUGAGUGGCGUAUUCUAACCGGCAAUCCGAAUGACUUUAUUGUCGAAGGAGGCUGUAAAUUCGACAAAGCCAUAAUACUUGUGGGUGAAGAAAAUGCAUACUGGGUUUUCUAUCACAAUUUUCCGACUCAUCGGCGCUAUGAGGGUAAUGGCAAAAUAAAUGUUAAUUUUUGCAGUUGCUGUAUGCCAAAGCAUUAUGAAAAAAUUAUUGAUUAUGUGAAAAAAACAAUUAGCAAAGCACGACGUCCAGCAUAAAAAUGGUAACAUAUCUUGUUGCUGCCUGCCAUAGUAUUUUAUAAAAAUUAUGGAUUCUGUGAGAA
Teleopsis dalmanni is the source of this 836-nucleotide messenger RNA. RefSeq lists its product as uncharacterized. Lineage: Eukaryota; Metazoa; Arthropoda; Insecta; Diptera; Diopsidae. The coding region runs from base 319 to 771 and encodes 150 amino acids. The record is from RefSeq and is a predicted model, not a curated record. The transcript is spliced from 3 exons.